Molecule: messenger RNA, 1465 nt
Organism: Cephus cinctus (wheat stem sawfly)
Lineage: Eukaryota; Metazoa; Arthropoda; Insecta; Hymenoptera; Cephidae
Exons: 3
Coding region: 56-754 (232 amino acids)
Source: RefSeq, a predicted model, not a curated record
UGAACAGUCUUCGGCUCCAGUCAGCUGUUCGGUAUACUUCGAGGCACGGAGAAUCAUGAAGCUCAUUUUUUACAUUUUCACGCUUCUAUAUUUAUACGUAUCGAACAGCCGUGCAAGUAGUAUUGACGUUACCCAGGGGGACGAGUACUUACGUAAAAUCGUCGAAGACGUGUGGAAUCAAUUAGUCGAAAACGACUUUUCGAAUUUACCAGUAGGCGAUUACGAUCUGGCGUACAAACUGUGCGUUAUAAUUUUCAGCACCACUACCUGGGGACACGAACUCGUAGGACAUGCUUACUACGAGGACGGAUUCGUGAUGGACAUUGAAUCUUUAGAAGUAGAUAAUCGUGGUACAAGUACAAUUAUUUCAAAGAGCGAAGUAACUCUGUACAGCACAGUGCAGUUUCGUAACCUUGAAGUUUUCUUUGACGUCAGAACAGAAUUUACCGUUGGUAACAAAGUAGGUACUGUUAUCAUAAGACCAGCGGUAUAUAUCUACAACAUACGCUUCACUCAAGAUCUCGCAACGAUGAACGUUGCUAGUGCUAUAUAUAGCGAAAGUAAUAAACAGGAAAAUUACGAUUGGGAUUUUAGUCCAGACGAUCCCCUUUUUGCAAGAAUAAAGAAGCAUUAUAUAUCGCAGGCAAGUGGCACUUCGAUAAUCCGAAAUGCCGUGUCAAACUGGAGACCAAUAUUAGAAAAAAUGUUGACUAAUGCCGUGAAGAGAACAAAAUUUCCGGAUUUGAUACUUUGAGAAGAAAAUAAUAAAAAAAAAAAGACGACGCGAAACACACCAAGAGUCGUAAGCGACUGUAACAGCGGAUUACGUCAUGCAUACACGUAGUAGGUAGUUUCGUACGAAAUUCAUUGAGAAGAGAUACAACCCUUUAAUUGUAGAAAGUGGCGUAACCCUUUAAUCCAGAGGGUUGUUGUUGUUAAGGUUGGAAGGGGCGUCGAGGGGACGUCGGGACGGUGCGGGGUGAAACGAAAAACAUUGAAGGAAGAAUCUAACCGGUUGAAUUCCCCCGGGAACCAUACUCGAAUUUCCCGUUUCCCUGUAUAGGAAGUGCGCUAAACUCCGUAAGGGGGGUUUGAGCCCCUAGGAUAUCCUAGGGUGCAGAGAAACAGCCUCGUUUAUCAAGUUCCUGACCUUUCGCCGCUCCCGCUAUUGCGAAUCCGCCUAAUAUACAUCCGCCGCUCGCGGUGCAUUCUGCACUACCCGAAAUGCACUGCGGACAAUCUGCAGCGAAGUUCGGUCUUCUAAGUAAAAACUGCACUAUCCCGGAAGUGUGUUUUCCGGUCGCAAUAGCACGGUGGAUAUAACGUGUGACGUUGCCCAACGUCAGACAACGAGUAUCGCGCUUAAAGAGAAUCACUGUCAUGAACAUAAUAUCGAUCCACGUAUAAUGUAUAAUGUUCUAGAAGCUUUUGGCCGUGAAGGCGAAGAAAUAUAAAUUCAAUAAAA